AGACUGGAUUGAUUCCAUCUAAUCUGUGAUGACCUUUGGUCAGGAAUAAGUUUGACAGGUACGCUUGGGACAAAAACAUGAACAAAACCAGACUGAAUUUGUUGUCAUCAUGUCAAUAGGUUUGAUUAUCAGGCUCUUGAUUUGGAAUUGGAAUUGCUUUGUUUUAUUUUGAAAAGAUAUAUUGUUUUGUGUCACUUCCUGUGUUUUGUUUUCGCCUUCUUCCCACCGCAGCUGGCUCUGAUUGGUCCAUGGGCAGCAGGUGAACAGGUGUGAUGAAAUGUAAUUCCUUCAUUCAUCAUUCAGCAGCUUCACUUUGUGUUCACAGCCGUCGGGUCCAACCAGUGAUGGAAGCUCCGCCCCCUUCUGAUGCCUCAACAMAGUUGGCUGASUCAGCACAGAGUUCCCCAUCAGAUGAUGUUACCCAUUCGGUGCGUGCCUCUUCUCCUCCCUGCUCCUCUAAAUCCCUUCAGACUGACGAGGAGCUGCAGAACGAGCAGGCGGCGGCGGAGCUGCUGACUGAGGUCAGGAACCUGCAGAGAGACAAAUGGUUGAUGGAGCAACAGCUGCAAGCAUGGCGACUCACCGUCCAAUCAGAACAAGGUGUCCURGAGGACCGAUGCUCUGAGAUGGAGGUUACCAUGAAAACGCUCAGGCAGCACAAUGACCGGCUGCAGGGUCUGCUCACACAGGCUCUGAACAAGAUGGAGACCCAACCACAUGCCAACACCACGCCUCUGAGCUUCAACACAGAACACGCAGACCGAGAGACGCGUACCCCAACCUCAGACUCUGCAACAAACUCAGAGGAGGAGGUGGAGGAGCUAAUGAAAGUGAACGAGUGGAGUGAGAACGAACCGCAGACUCCAUCUCCCACAAUGCAACAGGACUCGACUCUGUCAGAUGAACUCUGUGAGGAGGAGGAGGAGGAGGCUGCAAUGACGCGUCAUCAACAGCCAAUAGAACAGUUGAGUUGGCCUSAAGGGACGAAGGUACAGACAGAAGACGCCUCUUUGUCUGAAGAAAAGGAUUAUGGGAAGUGUAGUCCAGAAGAGCUGCUGCAGGACACUGCUGACAGACUGAAAGCUGAGAUGGACAACAUAUUGACAGAGACCUGGACAGGUGAGAGACCGGAGGCGGAGCUUCUGCAGGCAGCAGAACAGGUGGGAGACUCCAUUUGCCGUCUGGUGAAAGGUUUGAAGCAAAACUGAACAGGUGACUCAGGUUCGGGUUAUUUAACCGUUUAUUUAGAAUAAAUUCUUUUACAUUUCAGUAAACACAAAAAA
This is a messenger RNA of Austrofundulus limnaeus, 1283 nucleotides long. It is a transcript of the gene dytn, whose product is annotated as dystrotelin. Gene Ontology annotation, biological process: synaptic signaling. Gene Ontology annotation, cellular component: plasma membrane. NCBI's taxonomy places the organism in Eukaryota, Metazoa, Chordata, Actinopteri, Cyprinodontiformes, Rivulidae. The record is from RefSeq and is a predicted model, not a curated record. Gene Ontology annotation, molecular function: zinc ion binding.